Sclerotinia trifoliorum is the source of this 1335-nucleotide messenger RNA. The record is from the annotation of a GenBank genome assembly. Lineage: Eukaryota; Fungi; Ascomycota; Leotiomycetes; Helotiales; Sclerotiniaceae.
UAUCCGAUAAAUGAAGCUAAACAGCCCACCUUUCAUCACUCAUACUUGUACUUUUAGCUUCCUGGUCUAAUACUCUAAUACUCGAAUCGUUACACUUUCAUACCUCGACAUACAAGGAAAUCCCAGCUCCUACUUAUUCUAAAGUGAACCUCUCAUUUUAAUCAGCUCUACACCAAAGCUGCAUGCAUUGAUAUAUAUCUUCAUAAUGGUAAGAUAUCCUUCCUUACCACACUUAAGACGCGCAACUAACCAUUCGGACAAUCUAGUCUUCAGAAUCCCGUCUGUACACUUUCAGCACAGAAACCAAAGCACAUCUACGCAAAUUCAGACUGGGAACUUCACGCGCAAAUGAUCCACAAGCUGUUAUAUGUUUGUCUCCCUGUUCUUUCCUAUUAUCUGAAUAUUUCUAUGUCCGAAUCCCGCGAUGAUUAGAUAUGAUGCACCACCACCUUCAUAGAACCUAUGGGUUAUGGCUGAGAACCACAUCUAUAUUUUUUGAAUGAGCAAGGGAUAUACAACUAUUUUACCAAACUGCAUGAUUUUGAGACAGAUGAAUUCUGCUAAUACCCUCGCCUUCCUUAGAUCUCAUCGAUAAAACUAGCCUAGAAAUAAAACAAGAUGAAGAAGGAACUGUAUACAAAGAUCUCGAAUCGAUAGGCGAUGACCUUCCAGAUCAUUCUCCUCGAUUCAUUCUUUUAAGUUAUCCUUGCACCCUGGUCUAUUUUCCCUACUCUUCCUACGCCCUUCAAAGAUUAACAUAUCCUAGCCCUCGGGUCGUCUCUCCGUUCCGUAUGUCCUGAUAUUCUACCUACCACCUACGGUCAACGCCGAGCAACGUAUGUUAUAUGCUGGAGCCAAGGAGCUCAUGAGGAAUACGGCGGAAGUAUCAAAGGUUUUGGAGAUUGAGAGUGCAGAAGAUUUAGAAGAGAUACCUGAUAAACUGAGGGGAGACGAGAGGUAAAUGAUGGGUUUUGGAUAAGGAACAAAACGGAAGGUAAGAGGUAUUGAUUGGCUUUGGAAAGGAAACGGGAUGGCGAUCCAUUGCGCUAUUUGAAGACCACUGUUGAGCGGUUCAAGCUUUGUCAGAGGAGCCUCUACUUGGACACUUUUACUGUUCAACUUGCCGUUAUGAGGCUAAAGACCUUACAUGAGUGAUUCGAGGUUCGAGGUUGUCCUAGAUAGGAAACAGUCAGCCAUGGAAUGUCGGAAGAAAAUAUAUGGCAUAAAUACAUUAUUUUCUCAAUUUAGGAUAGAUACAGCGAUGAGAAGAGAAGAUCCAAGUACACAUUGGAGAAUCACUUACGAAAUAAAUAAUUUACAACUAUACCCAACCAU